This is a messenger RNA of Gadus morhua (Atlantic cod), 1418 nucleotides long. RefSeq names its product pdgfa associated protein 1b (gene pdap1b). The record is from RefSeq and is a predicted model, not a curated record. The coding region runs from base 137 to 649 and encodes 170 amino acids. The transcript is spliced from 6 exons. NCBI's taxonomy places the organism in Eukaryota, Metazoa, Chordata, Actinopteri, Gadiformes, Gadidae.
AAGGCGUAUCAUUGGCCCACCCAGACCGUACGUGAGCAGACCUCAGUGUUUUUAGCAGCUGUCAGUCGGGCUGACUCUUCACAUUACAGCUUUCUCUUCAUAUUCACUCAAACAGGUUCAGACGUUACUGAGCAGGAUGCCGAAAGGAGGGGCCAAGAAGGGCGGCCAUAAGGGACGCAUGCGGACAUACACCAGCCCUGAGGAGAUCGACGCCCAGAUGAAAGAGGAGAAGGAGAGGAAGGAGACGGAGACGGAGAGCGGGGGGGCGGGCGCUCAGCCCGACGGCGUGGAGGAGCAGCUCCCGGGCUCCGGGUCCGAGGACAGCGACGAUGACGAAGGCUCCCAGAAGAAGAGAGGCGGCGUGGAGGGGAUGAUCGAGAUCGAGAACCCCAACAGGAUCGUCCAGAAGUCCAAGAAGGUGACGCAGAUAGAGAUGGACGAGCCCAAGACCCUAUCCAGGAGAGAGAGGGAGGAGCUGGAGAAGCAGAAGGCCAAGGAGCGCUACAUGAAGAUGCACCUGGCGGGGAAGACGGACCAGGCCAAGGCGGACCUGGCCCGGCUCGCCAUCGUCAGGAAGCAGCGGGAGGACGCCGCCAAGAAGAAGGAGGAGGAGAAGAAGAGGGCGGCGGCUGGGAAGGCUGCCAAGUGAUCCACGGCAGCAGGACACUCCGUGGCGGCAGCAGCCUAGAGAGACCCCCCCUCUCUGAAGGACCCCGGUGUCCUGACCAGCGCACGAUGGACUGGUACCUCCUCUGAAGAGAACCUCCAAAGCAUUUUACUGUAACAUAAGAACAUUCAGAGGCCCGUUGAACAGGGGCUUUGAUAUAUUUUUUUGGAAUGGAAUAUUUGCUUCGUUGCUCCUCCCAAGAAGAACAGCCGGGAUUGGAGACACCUUACCCCUAUCCUGGGAACGACCCCCCAAGCCUGGGAACGACCCCCCAAGCCUGGGAACGAACCCCCAAGCCUGGGAACGAACCCCCAAGCCUGGGAACGAACCCCCAAGCCUGGGAACGAACCCCCAAGCCUGGGAACGAACCCCCAAGCCUGGGAACGAACCCCCAAGCCUGGGAACGAACCCCCAAGCCUGGGAAGGAACCCCCAAGCCUGGGAACGAACCCCCAAGCCUGGGAAGGAACCCCCAAGCCUGGGAACGAACCCCCAAGCCUGGGAAGGAACCCCCAAGCCUGGGAAGGAACCCCCAAGCCCGGGAAGGAACCCCCAAGCCUGGGAACGAACCCCCAAGCCCGGGAAGGACCCCAUGCCCACCGUGGUGGUAACACACUGAUCUCCUCACCAUGCUGCAAGCCAGGUUUCUCAGUGAACUUUGGUUUAUUUUUUCAUUUGGAUUUUGCAUUGUAUAUAACUCAACUAAAUGAAUAUUUCAGAUGAAUAUAUAAACAGUAAAAAUAUGAAUAUUG